AUGUCAGCAGGGGACAAAUCUGCGCUGACGUCGCUGCUUACUCUGAGCCCCAUAAAGCGCAGCAUGCUCACGAUGGAGCUGAAGUCCAAGGCGUUGCUCCAGCAGGUCAAAGAGCAAAAGAAAGACGUGGAGAAAAUAAAGCUGAAGGUGGCGAGACUGGUACAACAGCAAGUGUGUCUCGGGCCAGCUGGCAGCGUGUUCGUGAAUACGGAGCUGGACAAGCUCCAAAAGCAACUCACGGAGCAUGUUGAGUUGGCUUCUGUGGGCACACCGCGUGUUGGAAGAGUUCAUGCACUUCCAUCUGCUCAUGUCCAUGAGCACGAAUGA
Molecule: messenger RNA, 327 nt
Organism: Phytophthora nicotianae INRA-310
Lineage: Eukaryota; Oomycota; Peronosporomycetes; Peronosporales; Peronosporaceae
Exons: 1
Coding region: 1-327 (108 amino acids)
Source: RefSeq, a predicted model, not a curated record